UGCGGGUCUCGUUGCCUUUCUCGUACCCAUCAACGUCAUCAUCACGGGAAUCUCCUCUGCGCUGCUGUUCGUCUUCGUCUCGAUCUACGGAACGUUCACUGCACACCCGCUGUUUUUCCUCGACAGUCCGUACCAAACACCACUCACUCGGAGCCUAUGGUCGCUAAAUCAGAGCUUGGGAAGCACACUGAGUGCUUGUAUUCGGAGGGCAGUGGCUGUUUGGAAGAGAGUCGGUCUGGCCGACCCCGAGAAAGCCACGGAAUCUGCUGUGACGAGCCCUGGCGUCUCUGGCGAGGCUUCCCCCCGUGCAGACACGCAUCCGCAGUCCCAGAGCAUGAUUGU
Molecule: messenger RNA, 342 nt
Organism: Mycena citricolor
Lineage: Eukaryota; Fungi; Basidiomycota; Agaricomycetes; Agaricales; Mycenaceae
Source: the annotation of a GenBank genome assembly